AUGGGUAGAGCUGCACGUGCAGUCUGCGUUUCCGUGCCGUUACUGGCAACCGCCGCCACAGCCGUCUUGAUCGUAAUCUCCACCUUCAUCGGCCAAACAAACGUCAACAACAAUUGGCUCAAUUCCCUCUACUUCCUCCGUCUCGACACCCGUUACAUCAAUGCCCCUCAAGAACUCGCCGACAUCCCCGGCACAAAUCUCGAUAACUUCGUCCUAGACAAAAUCGGCGUCGACCUAUCCAUCCAAAACACCGCCAACCUCGUCGGUGUCGCUGAUUUCUACCAAGCCGGUCUCUUCAGCUACUGCUCUGGAACAUUCGACAAUGCCACCAACGAAUGGAACGUCAAAAACUGUUCUUCCCCAUCUAGUUCCUUCUACUUCAACAUCAUCGAUAUCAUCAACGCCGAAGCGAAUAACGGCAAAAACCUAACUUUCCCAAACCAAGUCAACGACUACUUCAAAGCCGUCAGAGCUCUAACCCGUGCCCAAUACAUUUGUUUCAUCGUCGGAAUCGGUGCCACGGGUCUAGAAUUCAUCUUGGGUUUCUUCGGUUUCCUAUCCCGUUGGGGUUCCUGCGUCACCACUUUUGCCGCAGUAUUCGCUUUCUGGACUUUACUCGCCGGUUCGGUCAUCAACAUCGCUUUAUACGUUUCAUUGUCAAAGACUUUCGAUGCUACUUUUAAUACCUUCGGCGUUAGGGGUUCUAUAAACAGACAGGUUUAUACUUUGAUGUUUAUCGGUGUUGCUGUUUCUUUCGGUGCCAUGUUGUUCUGGACUUUGACUACUUGCUGCUGCAGUGGGAGAAGGGAUAGAAUUAUCAAGGGCGAGAAGGCUAGUAGGAGUGGAAGUCCCGUUAAGGGAUACGAAAGAGUUGCUUCGCCUUACUUGGGAGGUGGUGGACCGGCUCCUCCACCGCCGCAUCAGCAGUACGGACAGGCUUAUGGGAAGAGCGAAGGUCCUUAUGAGCCUAUGAGACAUACUCAGGUUUAA
Orbilia oligospora ATCC 24927 is the source of this 990-nucleotide messenger RNA. RefSeq lists its product as uncharacterized. The transcript has a single exon. The record is from RefSeq and is a predicted model, not a curated record. Bases 1 to 990 code for a protein of 329 amino acids. NCBI's taxonomy places the organism in Eukaryota, Fungi, Ascomycota, Orbiliomycetes, Orbiliales, Orbiliaceae. Gene Ontology annotation, biological process: fungal-type cell wall organization. Gene Ontology annotation, cellular component: cell cortex of cell tip; plasma membrane.